Aspergillus niger is the source of this 471-nucleotide messenger RNA. RefSeq lists its product as hypothetical. NCBI's taxonomy places the organism in Eukaryota, Fungi, Ascomycota, Eurotiomycetes, Eurotiales, Aspergillaceae. Bases 1 to 471 code for a protein of 156 amino acids. The transcript is spliced from 4 exons. The record is from RefSeq and is a predicted model, not a curated record.
AUGAGGAGAAGACAGGGCCGAGGCUACGUCAAAACAUGGGGUUAUCUUAUCGCAGAGUUGCGCAAUCAUUGCCGUGAUAGCCUUUCCCCUCUCCGUAUCGCUCGGGUUGAUAAGUUUGGCGGUCGGGAAGCGGAUGGAACCGCUCAGCUUGGGGAAAGAAUUGCCAUAGCAGGAAGGUCGAGGCAGGCGAGAUGGAAGAGGCAGGAUGCAAUGUUAGUCAUUAGUCUCACAAGGAUUGCCAAUAGCGACACCCCUUUCGUUCACUUGUUGCAUAUUAUCGUCGGCCGGCAACCUUCGCAGUCAACAUUGACUGAAUCGGCCGACACACAACACAACACAGCCUUAGCCAUGAGGCUGUCUGCAACAAGUUCUGCAGACAAGCAAAUUAGCGGAGUGGCUGACGCUAAAGCAGAGCGAGUGCAACUAAGUAAGAACUAUAAGAAUGUCGAGGCAGACAAGGAAAGAGUGUGA